AUGGGGUGCUGCCCAGGGGACUGCUUCGGCUGCUGCCCUCAAGAACAAGACUGCUGUGAAGUGUGCUGCUGCCAGCCGGCCUGCUGUGGCUGCUGCGGGUCCUGCUGCGGCUGCGGCUCUGGCUGUGGAGGCUGCGGGAGCGGCUGCUGCGGGUCUGGCUGCUGCGGAUCUGGCUGCGGGAGCUGCUGCGGCUCUGGCUGCUGUGGCCCCUCGGGGUGCUGCGGCCCUGUUUGCUGCCAGCCCACGCCUGUCUGCGACACGAAGUGA
Messenger RNA from Diceros bicornis minor, 267 nucleotides. RefSeq names its product keratin-associated protein 17-1. NCBI's taxonomy places the organism in Eukaryota, Metazoa, Chordata, Mammalia, Perissodactyla, Rhinocerotidae. The record is from RefSeq and is a predicted model, not a curated record. The coding region runs from base 1 to 267 and encodes 88 amino acids. The transcript has a single exon.